Molecule: messenger RNA, 6086 nt
Organism: Betta splendens (Siamese fighting fish)
Lineage: Eukaryota; Metazoa; Chordata; Actinopteri; Anabantiformes; Osphronemidae
Exons: 15
Coding region: 1496-4207 (903 amino acids)
Molecular function (GO): calcium ion binding
Source: RefSeq, a predicted model, not a curated record
CGGCAACCGCGGGCUGGAGUCAGAGCAGCGGUCCCCCCAGGCCCACCGGGCAGAGCCGGCACAGGUCAGCACCCUUUGAUUCUGGGUCCCGCAGCUGACAAAAGGCAGCACGCAGUGGGCAGGGCCGCGCUCCUUAGAACAGCAUGAAAGCCCUUGUAAUGGUAUUUUUAUGUGAUUUCUAAAAGGCUUUGUCAGCUUUUCACUGCUGAUGUAUGUGUUUAUUUGUGUGUGAGCAUCUCCACCGUUGUCAUCCAAGUUAGUCUGAGGGAGCCAAAAGCUGCUUUCCUCAGUAUUUUACACUUAAAGGUGCUGCCUGUAGUGACGAACUGUCAGAAGGAUCAGGUGUGUGUGUCUUCUCUUUGUUAGCCUCUCAGAGCCAGCCUCCGGGACACUGCUGCCAACUGAGACUAGUUCAGCAUUUAGCAGCCAGAAGUGGGUGAAACCAGAAACAGAUCUGGUUUAGAUCCAUUUGGAUUUAGAAUCUAAGCCAAACUCUCAGCUAUGAAGGUAGAAACAAUGCUUGAAACUUAAACCAGUUCCAAGCUACAAAAAAAACGCCAUUUUCACUGACCCCCCCCCCCCCAUUUAACGCAUUUUCCUCCAGUGUCUUAGCAACUGUUGAUGGGGCAUCUGGAUUUCCCACAGUGCACUGCAGAGCCCCCGCAGUGAGACCUCAACCAGCGGCUUGAGGAAGGGAGAUGCAAAGGAGAGGUCCGGAUCGUGCAGUGGUGGUGGUAGUGAGUUUUCUCAAGCUUUUUUGUGUCUCGGUUUUAGAGUAUUGAAAUAAUCAGUCACGUCAUUAGAGUCUGUGGAGUCUGUGACAGGAUCAAAGAUCAAAUAAAUGUUUAAAGGUGUUUUUUUGCAUGGGUAGGUGGUCUGGUUGUGUCUCUGCUGUCAGUGUUUGGUUCCAUCACCAUGAAAACCACAGACGACUCCUCCUUUCAUCACAACUUAGUUAAUAUUUCACUAGGAGUUUAUUUUAGUUAAUGUGCUGGGAUCUAAGUUGAACUGUUUGGGGCACACACACCCUGCUGAAGUCAGAUGUGUGGGAUUGAUAGGCCCCAUUGUUUAAACAGAGCUUGCCACUAUAUGCCCUGUAACGUAAUUAAGGCCAGCAGAUUUACGCUGCCCAGAACCUGAUCCUUGCGUCUGGACUCGGACUGAACAGCUCUGACCAGCUGGUCCUGCUUUUUGCUCUGGCCUCUGUCACUGUGUGGGAGUUUUAUUAGCUUAAAAAAUUUGUAGCAAACUUACAGUGUUUGUUAAGGAAACGUUACGAAUGAGAGACUUGCAGCAGUUUUCACAGGCUAAUUAUUAACAGACACCUGCUAUUUAGACAGACUGCAUGUUCUCUCUACCGACAAAUCUUCCCAGGAGACUGGAGGCACGUAGACCAACAUGUAGGAGUCCAGACACCUUGCUCUGUCAGGAACUGAGUGGUGAUGAUAUUUUGGCGUCAGCUAUGACUAAUCUGAACGGCUAGUUUUCACUGGACAUGUCUGCUGUGGACAGACCAGGAGCCACGCAGCCUCGGUGGGACAGACCUUCCAGGAAUCCUCUGGGACUCGUGGCUGGAAGCAGGCGUCCCCUCAGCACAUGCACCUGGCUCCCUGACGGCCCCCGCUCCGCUCAGCGCACGCACAGGAGUCCCGUUUAUGUGUCCUUUGUCAGCAAGGCCAUCCUGUGGGACAGAGGACUCUGUCACUACCCUGCUCACGUUCAUCCCACCGAUCGCACCUCACUGUGUCCACGCUUCUUAUCCCACAUGAAGGCUUGUCCAGGAGACUUCAGGCCUCCUUGUUUCCUCAGCUCCACGUUAAGGCCACAGCCUCCACCUCAGGGGACGACGACACACAUCCUCCUGGCACCAAAGACCCAAACGCUGGAGGGGUGCUUCCAUUUCGAUCCAGAGAGAAGAGGUCGUGCAGUUCACAGCGCUCGCGUCAACGUAGGGCGACGCGCUGCUGUCGCUCCUCCCCGUCCUCCGCUCCCUGCGACACCGCCUCCAUCCAGCAGCAGCAGCAGCAGCAGCCCAACGCCUCCCCGCCAGCGCAGCCUCCGCGCCCACUCUGGGCGACAGCAGAGCGGGUCCAGCACGGCGCCACCGUCCCCUCCUGGGCCUCGUCUCCCUUCAGAGGAUAAACACGAGUCACCGGAGAAGGAGCGAGCGCCUCAGCCAGCGGUGGUGUCCAUCGCAGAGUCCGCAGAGCGGGACGGGCCGCUGAACCUUGGGCCGGCUGGACCCGUGCGCUCAGAGACACCGGCCUCUGCUGUGUCACACGGCUCCCUCUCAGACUGGAGUCGCCCUCCCUCCAGCCUUUUCAGUCGGAGCACUGACCUCUCCAGUGGCAGGAGCAGUGUCCUGUCGGGUGUGACGGACACAGACCCUGAAGGCAGCGUUUGCCUCUCUCCCCUCCACCUGUCGUCAGUGAUGGAGCUACCUCUGUCUGCCUCUCCAGCUGGACCCACCCCUCACGGGUCCACAACAAGCACCACCACCCAUCCACCCUAUGAGCCGGACUCACGUCAAACCAAGGCCUUCUCGCCUCGCCCAACUUCAAGCAUCCAGUCACAUUCACAUAAACCCCUGAGCAGCAGCAGAAGCUCAAAACCAGCAGAGAAGCUCCCCCACGAUGCGUCCACAGAUCCCGCUCUCAACCUGUCUCUGCCCUCUGACCAUGGCCUUGUCACACUGACUUUCACCCCCACCACCUGGUCGUCCUGCCCAAGUCCACAAAGGAGCACUCCCCCUUCCCCUCCCCUGAGUGGCCUGGAGUCUCAGCGUUGGCCCGUGCUGCCGCCCAUCUCUCCAGUCAGAGGACGCUGCGGCACAGCAGCAUCACGCUACUCUGAACUAAGCUGCACGCAGUCUCACGUGUUCGAUGAACUGGAGGCCAUCGCUCCCCUGUCCACUUCCUGUCUGUCGCUAGACGAGGCCUCAGACUCAUCGGGCACGUCUUCACCUGACUCAGCGCUGUCUCCGGGCCUGGCGGCGCUGACCGUGGGCUGCGACUCAGGGAACCUGGGUUCACUGUCCCGGGUUCAGCUGCUCCUGCUGGACAGAGCAGAGCCUGAGACCCUGCAGAGCGCCGGCAGCUUUGAGGAGAACUGGGACGAGCUUAGCUGGAGUUCGGCAGAAUGUCUGUCUGGGUUUGCUGGAAGCUUGGCCUUCCUCUCUGUCUCCAGAACAAUGUUUGCACCUGGCACGCCUCUGCAGACAGGUGUUUUGAGGCCUCGCACAUCUGGCAGCAUCUCUGAAAGGUGCGACUCUGCGGGGAAAGUCCAGGAGGCCAGAUCGGAUGCAUCUGAAGGAGGCUCAUGGUCAUCGUCCUCCUGGAUCAUAGACCCGACUCAUACGUCAGCAUGUUCCCCCUGCCCGUCUCAUCAUGACUCCUGCCUAGAUGACGGAGGUCAUGACGAUGAGUCCGAUCAUCCAGGGUGGAGGGACGACACUGGGAGAAGUGAGGAGCGGGACACAAAGAUGGAGGAGAGGAAGACAAAGGUGAUGCACUUGCUGUCCAAGCUGCAGGACACGACUCCACGGAAGAGAAACAGCCCCAGAGGCCCCUCCGACUUCGAGGACUUUGACUUUUUGGCCAAGUACUGUAUCUUCAGUCAGGAGAAGCUGGCUGAGUACAAACGAGCUUUUGAAGCAGAGGACAGUGAUGGUGACGGCUACAUUUCCUGCCUCCAGGUCUUGCUCGCUCUUAAGAACAUCAUCCCUCCGGAGCUCCUGAGCGAUGAAGAAGAGAUAUACGUCUACAGGAUCCUGGAGAUGGUGGACUUCAGAGUGACAGAUGGACUGGUUGACCUGAGGCUCUUCGCUGUGAUCGCCAGUCUGGCACAGAAGAUCGCCACCAUGGAUUUCCAGUCUCUGAGUUGUUUUUUCGAGGCUGUGAGGAUUUGCCAAGUGUGUCCUAAACCCGAGGUCACAUAUAACAUGACAACUUUCCAACUGUGGGAAUCCAGCGCGUCAAUAAUCGGCCGUGGUCCUGGCUUGAACCCUGAGCCGACAGACACCCAUCACUGUGAUUUGAACUCGGCCUCUGUGCCACCACAUAAUGCUCCAUAUGCUGCAGAUUCCCACACACGGUGCUUUUUCUUUCCUGCCCUGGGGUUUAUAGCUUCCUACAGACAGGAGUGUGUGGAGCCAAGCCUGCUCUGGAGGUCCCCCUGGGUCAAGGCUUGCUCCCUGGCCCUGGAGUGAGAGCUCACUCUCAGCGAGGACUGGGCCAGGGUCACGGGUCCCCUGAUUUACGGCCGGCCCUUUGUGCUGUGUGUUAGAGGCGGCCUGUGGACUGCCUGCCUCACCGGGGCGUCUGCUCUGUAUAGAGGCAAUUAUAGUAAUGAUAAUGAAUGUCCAUAAUAAACCUCUUUUCACACAACUCCUCUUUUAGUGUGAAUGCUAAGAUGAGAGAAGAUCAGCGUUCAUAAUGCCAGCUCCUCCACGCGGAGAAAACAAUAGUAUCCUUCUGUCAUCUCAUCCCAACUGCACUAAAUUGAUCCUCUUACCUGCUUCAGUUAAUCCUGUUGUGUCUAAUCCAAGCUUAGAAAUGAGCCGCAACAGUAGUUACACAAUCGGCCUUUCUGACCAUGCGGCGCUUUGAAACCUGAGGAGGUGCAUCCCACAUUUUCAUGGAUUGGACCUCGCACUAAUUGCAGCCUUCCCUGCUUUAACGCUCCUCUUUUUAACUGUACGUCCCCCCUCGCCUCUCCUCGCCUCCCCAGCGCCCUCCGUGCUGUUUUGGCCCCUGACUCAGCCCAUCUGUCCCCGUGCAGCAUUGUGCUCGGCAACAAGUCCACCUCACACAGCGCCGCAUUCCCUCAGGGCGAGCACAUUGCCACACAGCGUCAGUGAAGCUCUCGCAGCCACUGUGCUCAGCGCAUCCUCCCAUGGAUCUGUGCAAACGAGCACACCAGGAGAACGAGACGCCGGGCAGCAGGUACCGGACCAGACCCUGGGUCCUCCAAAACAACUCUCCUUUCUGUCCCAUGGAACUAGGUCAGAGUGUGUUUGCACCCCCGCCUCACUGUACUCCAGCCGCCAAAAUGUUGUGCAUUACGUAAGCGAGCGGUCGGCUGUGUUCGCCCCAGCAGGGAGCCAGAGGAGGGCCCACAAAAGAAAAUAGGUUAGGCUGCUAUUAGAGCCUCUGCGGUCCGUCUCCUGAGCCCUCGCCUCUCAUUUGCGCUGCCCAUUAUCACAUCAGUGUCUUCAGCCCACCAGCGUUCAGACUUUUUUACUGCAAACCGAGUGCAAUUAACGAUCAUUAGCUGCCCUGUCUCCCUUGGUCCCCAUCCCCCAGCCCUGUGGUUGGAGGACAAGGGCCAAUCAGGGCCCUGGAAGCACUCAGGCAUGCAUUGUACUCGCCGGCCCAGCGCUUGGCUAUUCUUUACUCCAACAGGCCAUUGAGCGGCGGGCAGGAGGGGCUCAUUAACACUGGGCGCUCGUUAGCGGAGGGACGGCUGCCGCUGUGCCACACGCUGCACAGGAGCGGCCGUGUCUCCCUCUAAUUGUCCGAGUGGACCUAGAUUUUGUUUGUCCGCCAGUGGUCCGAUCGCCGCAGAGUGUGGCCCGGCCCGGGUUCCCCUGCGUAUGGCCCCGCCCCCCUCCCGGCGCCCCCGCCCCCAGCGGCCACCGUCCCCGAAGCCGAGCGGUUUUAUCCGUUACUUUGGCGGGACGUCCCCAUGUGCCCACGCAUUGUUUUGCAGCCAGGCCACGGUGAGCAACCACAAUGGGCUCAGAACACUUUACCAUCACGUCUCUGUAAACAGAGCGUCGCAUGGGACGCACCCGCCAAAAAUCAUCCGCCACCGCCAGUGAGCCACUCCGACUGCGUCUGCACAUCACUGACCACUAAUCAGUUUUAGACGAAUGAAUAAAAGUUUAGUUUGGUUUUGUAUAUUUAUUUAAACGAUCAGCUCUGUUAAUCACAAACUGACAAAUGCAGUUUGAUGAACACGAACCUUCACCAGCAGGGAGAGAAGGUGUGCACAGUGUUGCAUUGUGGGAAGUGUAGGAUCCAGCCAGAGCAGAUCUUGACUCGUAGCACCUGCUGAAAAACCUGUUUCUAAAUGUUGUCCUGCUC